AUGCUCGAGAUGCAGUCCCUCAAAAUCACCUCCCGCGCCGGCGCCAGACCAAAGUCGACUCGUGCCCCUUGGGAUUUCCAAAGCGCAAAUCUCUUCGUAUUUACAACGCUUGCGAUCGGAUUUUAUGUGCAGUCGUCCAGUUGGAUCUAUCGGGAACAUGAAGCGGUUUGCGCAAAUAUCAAGAACCUCAACGGCACGCUGGCUACGUAUACGGCGAUCGAACACAAUGAUACCAUCGUCGAUCAGAAAGUGCUGCGACAGAUCACCGACCUCACGUCAACCGUGACCUUCUCCGAGGCCGUCAAACCCUCCAACGUCUGGCUCGCUUGCAUGCUCGCCAACACCGUCUCCGGCUUCAUCCUCAGCCUGAUCUUCAUCGCCACCGCCGCCUUGACGCUCCUACCAUCGAUCCCUGCUGCACCAUCCGCCUGCUACAGCGCCGUCGUCACGCUCUGGCUGAUCCCCGGCUUCUUCUACCUCUUGGACCCGCUCCUGCAGCUGUGGACGUACAAGUACGCCGAUAUUAUCGAGGCGCAGAGUCUGUGCCGCAUAAUCGCGUAUUGCUAUCUCGCUGCGGUGUCCUGGUGUCUCUUUUGGCAGUCGAUCCCGUGGCGGCCGGCCAAAGUAACCUGCUGGAAGGAGGUGACUGAAGAGCAGGUGGCGAAUGGGGUGAGGCGGAAUGUCACAAGGGCCAAGGAGUAUUACGUGACGGAGCACUAUGAGAUCAAGUUCGAGCCGGUUACGGAGGGGAGGAGGCGGUGGCCUUGUGGAUUUGAUGCUGUGUAG
This is a messenger RNA of Coniosporium apollinis CBS 100218, 786 nucleotides long. RefSeq lists its product as uncharacterized. Lineage: Eukaryota; Fungi; Ascomycota; Dothideomycetes. The transcript has 2 exons. The record is from RefSeq and is a predicted model, not a curated record. Bases 1 to 786 code for a protein of 261 amino acids.